This is a messenger RNA of Diaporthe batatas, 840 nucleotides long. RefSeq lists its product as uncharacterized. The record is from RefSeq and is a predicted model, not a curated record. The transcript has 2 exons. Bases 1 to 840 code for a protein of 279 amino acids. Lineage: Eukaryota; Fungi; Ascomycota; Sordariomycetes; Diaporthales; Diaporthaceae.
AUGUUCACCACAAUGGGCCUCCCUCCAGUCUUCCCCGGCUUUGCCAGCCACUCGCCCUCCAGCCUAUCCUCCCCUUCAGCCCACCGACCAGCCAUCUCCUCGCCCUUGUCAUCCAGCCCCAUCCGCGCAACAACGCCGCCGCCGCUGUCCGCACGCGACGCCAAUGCGCGGAGGGAAACCCAGUCCUCACCGAUAUCCGCGUCAUGGUCGUCGUCGCCAGGCACCACAAAGCCCGUUAGCAGGUUUGCGGCGCGCCCCACGCGGCCGAACCCAGUGGUUAGCCAGAAGCGCGAGGCGGCGCAGGAGAGCAGGCGCAAGUUAUUCCUCAAGAAUGUUAGGCAGAGGGCGGAGGAUCAGAGGUGGGAGAGGCGGGGCGGCGAGCAGGAGCUCCUCAAACUUGAGUGGAUCUCCCUGAACAAGGACCUGCAGCAGGCAAAGAACGCCGACCUCGAUGGGCAUGUGUUCGAAUCGGACAUUGAGGAGGCCUCGCGACUACGUGAGGAGGAAGAAGCCGCCGCCGCCGCCUCCGGCUCAUCAGCGGCUGCGCCAUGGGGUCAAGCAGGACAGAGCAAUGCCAACGUGGACCAGAUGAUGGUGGACACUUUGGAACGAGAGCAACGAGCCGAGAUCGAGGAAUACGAGGCCAUGGUGGCGGCAAUGCAGAACGGCGCUCCUGACGGACAUCAGUGGGGCGAGCAUGAUGAACGACAGCCGCCGGAUUCGCCCCAACUGUCUGACGACGACGAUGACUACGACGCGCUAUUCAUGGACUACCUAUCUCAGGAGCAGCAGAGUGCAGCACCGGCGCCUAUUUCUUCGGGAGAGAUGGAUUUAUCAUGA